AUGAGCCUCAACGUGAUCGCCCUGAUAUCGGGCGGAAAGGACUCUCUCUACUCGAUCCUGCACUGCAUCCGCAACGGGCAUAAGGUCGUUGCGCUGGCGAAUCUCCACCCGCCGCCUCUCCCAGCAACCACCACCAGCAGCAAUAGCAAUAGCAAUGACGUAUCUACAGCAGAUGAUAUCGACAGCUUCAUGUACCAAACGAUCGGGUGGUCCGUCAUCCCGCUGUACGAAGAGGCGCUGGGGAUCCCGCUGUACCGGGCGCCGAUUAUCGGGGGAGCGGUGGAUGCGGGGAGGGUGUAUGGCGACGCUACUACCGCGGGUGAAGAAGAUGAGGACGAAACAGAGUCCCUCAUCCCACUCCUGAAAAAAGUCAUGGCCGCACACCCGGAGGCAAACGCCGUCUGUGCGGGCGCGAUCUUGUCCACGUACCAGCGGACAAGGAUCGAGGAUGUUGCCGGACGGCUUGGUCUCGUCCCGCUCGCUUGGUUGUGGCAGUACCCGUUUUUGCCUGCAGAGGCGCGGAGUACGGGGGCAGGAGAAGACGAGGCAGGCCUGCUGAGCGAUAUGGCGGCGGUGGGGUGCUCGGCGCGGAUAGUGAAGGUUGCGUCGGGUGCGUUGGACGAGGGAUUUCUAUGGGGUGAUGUUGCGGAUGCGUCUGGGGGGCUGAGGAGGAGGAUUGUCAAGGGCGUCAAGAGGUUCCAGAUGGGUGGGGGUGAGGAUAUUAGGGGGGCGGUGGUGGGGGAGGGAGGGGAGUAUGAGACGCUUGCUGUUGAUGGGCCGGGGUUCUUGUGGAAGGGGAGGAUUGAUAUUGCUGAUGAGGGGAGGGAGGUUCGAAGGGGUGAGGGGGGUGUUGGGUAUUUGAGGUUGAGCGGGGCGAGGGUUGUGAGUAAGAGUCAGGAUGAGGAGGAUGGGGUUACGCCGGGGGAUGUGAGGAGGCCGGUGUUGUUGGAUGGGGAAUUUGCUGGUGCUUUGGAUGGGUUGUGGGAUGGUGACGAGGGAGGGGGUGAGGAGGGUGUGGCUAUGAGGGAAGAUUAUCGAGCGUCUUGGACGUUCGACGAACCAGUUCAGUCCGUCAACGGCGGUUUAUGGACAGUAGCCAACAUUGCAGCACCUGAGGUUGGUCCUGGGGCAGCUGAACAAAUGGCUGCGAUAGUGAGGAAGAUCCAGAAGGUCCUGGCUACGCCCAUCACGAACGGGACACUCAGGUCAACAGCCGAUAUCGUAUUUACUACGGUCCUCCUUCGCUCCAUGGCGGACUUCCCGUCAAUGAAUGGUAUCUACGUCUCUCUAUUUGAUAAGCCGAAUCCGCCAGCGCGAGCUACGGUGGCAUGCGGUGAUAGCCUCCCCGAGGGGGUAAAUGUGAUGGUUUCGAUGGUUGUUGAUCUGGGGCCGCGGGCCCAAAGAGACGGCCUCCAUGUCCAGUCGCGAUCAUACUGGGCCCCGGCCAAUAUUGGGCCUUAUUCACAAGCCCAGUCUGUCCCUCUACAGGGGACAGAACGGGUGGUCUACAUUGCUGGGCAGAUCCCUCUGGAGCCGGCCUCCAUGGAUCUUGUUGAGGUAGAAAAACCUUCAGCACCUGGAGGACCAUCAUGGGCUGAGACAUACAGCUUACGAGCUGUUUUGUCGCUUCAACAUAUGUGGCGCAUUGGAGCAGCUAUGGAGGUUGGAUGGUGGCUAGGCACCGUUGCUUUCUUCACCGGGUCAGACCACACUAGAACCAGGGCUCAGCUUGCCUGGAAACUUUGGCAAAAAAUGCAUGACGCAAGUCUUCAUGAAGAUGAAGAGGAAGACGAGGAUUCAACUCUGGAUGUCUGGGACAUCAAGUACGGACGCCGAGGGCACGAGCAGACACAAACAAUAUCGCGACCCCAGCUCCCUAAUUUCGAACUGGUGGAGGCUAGCGAGCCCAAGACCCAAGUGCCGGCGUUUUUCGCGGUCCAGGUCCACGAACUUCCCCGGAACAGCGACAUCGAGUGGCAGGGAUUAGGCUACCGCUGCAACGGCGUGAAAUUAACCAGGUCUGAAACGGAAUUCGGGCGCACGACCGAUGCCACCACAAACGAAAAUUUCAAAUACUCCUGCAUCGAAAUUGAUAGCGCUGGUGCAGCAGACCUUGAAUCGCAGAUACAGCGCGUUCUGGAGGUCUAUAAGCUGCAACCGGGGACGUCACACUGCAUUAUCUACACCAGCCAGCCCCUACCCCAAGACUGCUGCCAAGGGCAAAUUGUCCCCUGCAAGUCUGUUUGGGGCGCCGAGGGAACAGAACUGGCCGCUGGUGUGAUUAUACAGAGACAGACAUGA
Aspergillus mulundensis is the source of this 2301-nucleotide messenger RNA. RefSeq names its product diphthine--ammonia ligase family protein. The transcript has a single exon. The record is from RefSeq and is a predicted model, not a curated record. Lineage: Eukaryota; Fungi; Ascomycota; Eurotiomycetes; Eurotiales; Aspergillaceae. Bases 1 to 2301 code for a protein of 766 amino acids. Gene Ontology annotation, molecular function: diphthine-ammonia ligase activity. Gene Ontology annotation, biological process: protein histidyl modification to diphthamide.